Messenger RNA from Ilyonectria robusta, 507 nucleotides. RefSeq names its product integron gene cassette protein. The transcript has a single exon. Bases 29 to 466 code for a protein of 145 amino acids. Lineage: Eukaryota; Fungi; Ascomycota; Sordariomycetes; Hypocreales; Nectriaceae. The record is from RefSeq and is a predicted model, not a curated record.
GAUCAAUUGUUAGCUUGUACCGUUCAAAAUGGCAAACCCUACUAGCGACGGAGGCGAAACGUCUCUUUCCACACUCCUCUCCACCCUUACAACUACCCUACACCCGGUGACAUUUGUUUUCGUCACUCAGUCCGAAUCCGCGCCGUUACCACCACUGUCUGACAUUCAGCUGAUGUUUCGGGAAUCCGAAGGCAUUACUAUCAUCACUACGCUGGAGAAUGCUGUUAAGCAAGGGAUGGAAUAUUCUUUUCCGUCGAGAAUGAUCACGCUCAACGUGCAUUCGAGCUUGGAGGCUGUUGGCUUCAUGGCUGUUAUCGCGACAAAGUUGGCUGAGAAAGGCAUGGGCGUGAAUCCUGUCAGCGGGUUCUAUCAUGACCAUCUAUUUGUUCCGAUUGGGAGAGAGGAGGAGGCGUUGGAGACUUUGGCGGCUCUAGCCGAGGAGAAAAGUCCCGAAGCACAGAAAUAGAUACAUUGAAUGGACAUUAUGAGGAUACUCUAUGAUAAAUU